AUGUCCUUUUCUCCACCUUCUUUCUGCCUCCUCUUUUCUUUCUCGUCGUCAUCGUCCCCUUUGCUUUCUCGUCGUCGUCGUCCUCCUCUUUUUCCUUUAAGGAUCCUCCUCUUUCCUUUCCUCUCUUUCCCCCUUUCUUUAAGUCGUCGUCGUCCUCCUCUUUCCUUUCUCGUCGUCGUCGUCCUCCUCUUUCCUUUCUCGUCGUCGUCGUCCUCCUCUUUCCUUUCUCGUCGUCGUCGUCCUCCUCUUUCCUUUCUCGUCGUCCUCCUCCUUAUUCUUAAAUGGUCGUCCUCCUCUUUCCUUUCGUCGUCGUCCUCCUCUUUCCUUUUCGUCGUCGUCGUCCUCCUCUUUCCCUUUUCGUCGUCCUCGAUUUUCCUCUUUCCUUUUCUUUCUGUUCGUCGUCGUCGUCCUCCUCUUUCCUUUCUCGUCGUCGUCGUCCUCUUUCCUUUCUCGUCGUCGUCGUCCUCUUUCCUUUCUCGUCGUCGUCCUCUUCUUCAAAAACCAAAAAGUUCAUCAGAACAAUUAGCACCAAAACUGAUUCUUUUCUUUGAAUCCUCCUUCAGAUACAAAAGAUCUUAUAUCCUUUCCUCCUCCUUUUCUUUGCUUUCUCCCAUUUUAUUCUCUUCCUCCUCCUUUCUCCUGUUUUCUCCCGCUUCUCUGACUGUAGUUCUAGUAGUCUUUCUCUUUCUCCCCCUUCUCUCCUUCCACCUUUCUCUGCCUCUCUCUCUCCUUCCACCUUUUUCUGCCUCUCUCUCUCUCUUUCCGCCUUUCUCUGCCUCUCUCUCUCUCUCUCCUUCCGCCUUUCUCUGCCUCUCUCUCUCUCUCCUUCCACCUUUCUCUGCCUCUCUCUCUCUCUCCUUCCGCCUUUCUCUGCCUCUCUCUCUCUCUAUCCUCCCGCCUCCUCCUUCCCAUCUUACCAUGCUAAAAUGA
Acanthosepion pharaonis is the source of this 930-nucleotide messenger RNA. NCBI's taxonomy places the organism in Eukaryota, Metazoa, Mollusca, Cephalopoda, Sepiida, Sepiidae. The record is from the annotation of a GenBank genome assembly.